AGAGCUGUCCAUUCAGCACCACCAGGCUCCCCAUGACCCUUUUUUGGAAGAAAACAUAAACUUGUGAUUAUCAAGGAAUAGAUGCAUUCAAGGCAAUUAGCGCAAUUAUCAUAAACUAGACGUCAAAGCUGUCACUUUGGAUGAAUCCUGCAGAUCUGAAGCAUUUGGUGGCAGCAUUUCAGAAGCAGGAGGACAUAAGGAAGAGAAGACUGAGACGUUCAGUCAGUGACGCCGAGCUGCACAACAACAAGCAUCUCAAUCCACCUUUCACUAUCCUGAAUCUGUGUCCGUGCGAACUGCAUUAUUUCCUGCAUACUGCAAGAUAAACUCCUCCAGGCACCGCGAGCCGUCAUGAACUCUGGAAGGUGUUGAAGAGACGAGACAGAGAUGCUGAUGUCUGGGACACUUCCUCGCCUCCUCCUGGCUGGCACCUGCCUCUGUGUCUACGGGACCCCUGUCCAUCUCCAGAACUUCACCAGCAACUGUGAUGGACAGUGUGGCAGCUCGGCAACAACCAUUGUGUCAACGCACGCCACAGAUAAAGAGCCCACAGUACAUGUGACUGGCCUGAUUUUAAAUGUUGAAGGAGGCGCUGGCCCACAUGGACGGCCUGAGGGGAUAGCUUCUGUGACGCAGACUGAAAACGGGGACAGCCACGAUCGAAGAUCUGGGCUGAGCGAGGCUGAAGGAGAGGCACGGAGCCAAAGGAGCAGGGUAAAGAAGGACGGGAGCUCGCCUGAGAUGGGGGACACUCACAGACAGCCGGAGGCAGCUUCAGUGCUGUCUGUUGAUCCACAAGGUGGAAAGGAGCCUGUGUCAGAACCUACAACUGGGACGAAGCAGGUGGACUCAACAGUGAGCUCAGCAAGGUCGACUCCAGAUGGAUUCUAUUCCUCCUUCACAACGCCACCACAGCUGAGCAUCACAUCCAGGCAGGACAGAGACCAAAGCGAGGAGGACUGGUCCAAAGUACCUGGUGAUUCUCUGGAGGACUCAGAAACCAGUUUGCCAUCCUCUAAAGAACCUCCAAAAUCUGGAUUAUGGAUCAAGACCCUGACCUCCCGCAGUCCCAUCCCUCCCUCUGUCUUUGCCUCCCCUCAGACCUCCACACAUUUGUCAAUUUGGGGCCAAGAUGGAGCUACAAUUUCUUCAAUUCCAGACCCCUUGCUACCUGAAAUUGGACCAAACCUAAUGCCCAGAGAAGAUGGACUGGAAAGCUUGUGGACUGAGGCAGCAAGGCCUGGAGAUGUGGACACUGUGGUCCCGCCGUCUGAGGAUGAGGCCACAGAGGGCACCAUGUCUUCAGAGGCUCUCCCUCUGAUCUUUGAGCCUUUCGAGGAUGUGACAGCAGAGGGGGCAGCAGCAGCAGAGGCCAUGGCAGCAGUCACAGCGGUGCCUGGCAGCGCUCAGCCGCCUGCUGCCAUGGCGACAGGAGGAAUGCAUCAGGUGGAUCUGGACCAGCUGGUCACCGUGGAGACAGACAGCGAUGGUCCAUCACACGCACUGCCACUGCUGAUGCCAGACUGGACGUCACCGUGGCAGGCGUCCGGCGGGGAGCUGCUGGAGCCAAUCGGCUCCUUGGGGCCGUCGUUGUCAGAGCGGCGAGGCGGAGCUGAGGAUCACUCUGAGAGAGGUGAUGUGAGGACAGCAAACCUUAAGGACAAUUUGCCCACCAACGGCCCAUCCUUCUCAUCCAUCCAGCAUGAUAUGACAACGGUAUCCAUGGCAACCCAUCAUCCGGUGCACAAAUCCAGAUCAGGGUUAGAAGAGAUGGAGUCUGAGGAGGAGACAGAUGAAGAGGACGAUGAUGAGAACUCUGAGGAAUCGAUGGAGGAUGACAGUGAGGAGGACCUAACAGAGACACCUAAAACCUUCUCAACGCGGCCUCCGUACAGCCUCAUCCCUCCACCUCCUCUCUGGGUCCAGCGCAACCAGGGGCUGAUGCGGAGCUGGUUAGAGUUGAUCAGAGAAAAGGCAGGCUAUGUGUCUGGGAUGUUGGCCCCUGUGGGCAUAGGCAUCACUGGGGCCCUGUUAAUCGUCGGCGCCCUCUACAGCAUCAGGAUGAUUCACCGCAAGAGGAGGAACAGCUUCAAACACCAGAGGAGGAAGGUCAGGCAGCCAGAGCAACCUCGAGAGCCGGGGACGAGCCGCCAGGACCAAGCCAUGCUGCUGGCUGACAGCUCUGAAGAUGAAUUCUGAUGAGACCCUGCUGGGCUCUUUUUGCCGGUGACCAAUAGCUGGAGCUACUGUAAUGGAGGCUCAGCAUACAACCCAAUCACUAUGACUACAACAUCUCCCAUCACCCUGGGCUGGCUCUGACUCAUCUGGUCCACAGAGUUUGACUGAGUAGAGGGCACAAUUUGCACAGGCUGCACAAAGUUCAGCUUUGUAUACCACCCCUUCUAAAAAAAACCAAUGUGAGCACUUUUCUGAAUGUUGUCAGGUGAUGAUGACUCUAAUGGCUUGGCAAGGCUAGCGCGAUGCACUUCAACAUAAAACAUAAUAUUGAUGCUUCUAAAAACAAAUGCAUUAGCAAGGUAUUGGCAGCAUUAAAGUGUUGUUGAUAAGUUGAGUUGAGGCAAAGUGUGGACCAGCAGGAUUUCUGUCAAGCAGUGAAAAGGGCUGUAGAAGAGAUACAUUACGUCAACAAUGUAAAUAUAUUUACUGUAUGUAACUGACUUGGGGUCAGUUGUUUGAUUGUAAAUACCUUUUUAAUUCUUGCUACAUGUGGAUAUUUAUAUUGUUCAACAGUUUGGUUAAAAUGUUUUGUUUUUUGUUUUUUUUUGCGAAGAGUUAGAUUAGAAGAAUGAUAGCGCUCUCAAAUCUGACGGUUAGCUGUAGCUAGCAGCCAGUUAGCCUAGCAGGAAGAAUGGAUGGAAACAGCUAGCUUUGCCCCUAUCCAAAAGACUAAACAUUUUAAAACGUAUUAAUAGUUUUUUUUUAAACCCGAAUCAUAAAAAAAAGGUGUUAAAUUGAUAAUUUGCUGUUUGACAGUGGCUACAUGUCAAACUUUUAUUUGGCUUAGAGAGCAGUGACUUGUUGGAGUCUGUACCUUACAACUGCGGGCUGCUAACUGGUAUCCAUAUUGUGUAACAUUUGGACAGAACCAGGCUAGCUGUUUGCAGCUUUUAUGCUAAACUCAUCACCUCUCCUGGCUGAAACAUAGCUUAAUAUUUACCACGAUGGUAACUAAAUUCUCAUCCAAUUAUAUGCAAGAGAAUGAAUAAGCAUGUUUCCCAAAAUGCUUAAGUAUUUCCUUAAACCAAGUUUGCCCCACAUUUCAUAAACCUUUACAUACAAUUAAUUUUAACAAAUGCUUAAUUUUAAUGUAUAUUUUCUGGAAAAAUGUAAAUGUGUUGUUCAAAAGCAUUUGUUCUCAAAAGUUACUGUGAGAGGCACAUACAAUACCAAUGUCCCUAAAAAAAAACUGUGAAGCAUAAAAACGAUGAUGUACAACUCGGAUACAAAUGAAUUGUUUUGCAAUUUUCAAAAAGUGUUCAUAAGCGCAUGACUAUUAAGUCUAUUCAUACACAGCUCUGUUGCAGUGACUUUUAUUAUAUUGAAUGAAGGGUUUCUGUUGGCUGCAAAAGCACAAACAUUGAAGAAACUGGGGCAGUUCAUAUUUUCACUAGUGAAUUAACAGAUCAUAUUUGCACAACAGUGCUUUUGUGUGGCAAUCUGCUUCAGAGAAGGCCAGACAAAGGACACAUUUCGGCAAACACGUCCGUCCCAUGAGUGUUAAAUUGCUGUAAUAAAAAUAUAAUCAAAUAAGCUCUUAAGUUUUCAGAAAAAACGUUAAUAAAAACCCUUUCUGCUAAAGUUCAGAGGACACACUCAUCCGAGCUGUGACACAUUACGACAUUAAUACACAUUGCUGUCUGUUGUUUAAAGGAAACAUAUUUUCAGUAAUUUCACCAGACAUUUGAAAUGCUUAAUGUACUGCCUGUUAAUAUGCAACAAUACUGUUUUAGGGUAAGUGUGAUGUAAAAUAGUGACCAGGUUUUUCUCUGUAGAUAAUUUAAAAUGAUGUGAUCCAAUAAACAAUUCUUUAAGA
This is a messenger RNA of Eleginops maclovinus (Patagonian blennie), 4054 nucleotides long. RefSeq names its product armadillo-like helical domain-containing protein 4. NCBI's taxonomy places the organism in Eukaryota, Metazoa, Chordata, Actinopteri, Perciformes, Eleginopidae. Bases 388 to 2199 code for a protein of 603 amino acids. The transcript is spliced from 8 exons. The record is from RefSeq and is a predicted model, not a curated record.